Messenger RNA from Penicillium waksmanii, 813 nucleotides. Its product is annotated as GTP cyclohydrolase I. The coding region runs from base 1 to 813 and encodes 270 amino acids. Gene Ontology annotation, cellular component: cytoplasm. The transcript is spliced from 4 exons. Gene Ontology annotation, molecular function: zinc ion binding; GTP cyclohydrolase I activity; GTP binding. The record is from RefSeq and is a predicted model, not a curated record. Gene Ontology annotation, biological process: tetrahydrobiopterin biosynthetic process; tetrahydrofolate biosynthetic process. NCBI's taxonomy places the organism in Eukaryota, Fungi, Ascomycota, Eurotiomycetes, Eurotiales, Aspergillaceae.
AUGAACGAAGAUGUUCACUCUGUCUCUGGGACUGAUACUCUGGCUGGGGAUACUGAAGUGUUCAAAAGCACGGGAAACAUGCAAAAUUCACAGGAUAAUAUCGAAGAAAAUGAUCUAUCCACUACAAUCACGAGUCUUGAUCACCCAAUCACUACAACAAAGACGUGUAGCCCUCCGAUCGAGCCCGAUGGCCUUAGCUGGCCUCGUCGUGAAAUAUCGCAAAGCUUGCAGUUAGCACCAGCAGAAGGUGAUAACAGGCUACAGAAGCUCGCGGAGGCUGUGCGCAUCAUAAUUGAGUGUAUUGGCGAAGACCUAACACGAGAGGGGUUACGAGAGACUCCCGAACGGUAUGCCCGGGCCAUGCUUUAUUUCACAAGUGGAUACAAGCAAAAUGUGUACGAUCUUAUCAAUGAGGCUGUUUUCAGUGAAGAUCAUGACGAGUUGGUAGUUGUGAAAGACAUAGAUGUCUUCUCUCUUUGUGAGCACCACAUGGUUCCCUUCUUUGGAAAGAUACACGUUGGUUACAUUCCUGACUGCCGCGUGCUUGGACUUUCCAAGAUAGCACGGCUGGCCGAGAUGUUUUCUCGCAGGCUUCAAGUUCAAGAGCGGUUAACGAAACAGCUUGCUCUAGCUAUAUCUAAUGCCAUUAAGCCUCAGGGAGUGGGUGUCAUCAUGGAGUCAUCUCAUCUUUGCAUGGAGAUGCGCGGUGUACAAAAGGUCGCUAGCAAAACUUUAACUAGCUGCAUGCUGGGGUGUAUGCGCUCGAAUAAAGAUUCUAGGGAGGAGUUUCUAGCGUUCUUGCGCAGAAAAUAG